Molecule: messenger RNA, 528 nt
Organism: Guillardia theta CCMP2712
Lineage: Eukaryota; Cryptophyceae; Pyrenomonadales; Geminigeraceae
Exons: 6
Coding region: 1-528 (175 amino acids)
Biological process (GO): protein O-linked glycosylation
Molecular function (GO): protein binding; protein N-acetylglucosaminyltransferase activity
Source: RefSeq, a predicted model, not a curated record
AUGCUGAGGCUGGAAAGGCACUCCUUUGCCUGGACAAACCUGGGCAACGUGCUGAGGGAGCUUGAGGACCUCGAGGAAGCCACCAAGUGCCAUCGCCGCGCCCUCUCCCUCACUCCCCACCGCCCCCGUGCCAACUACAACCUCGCCGUCACCCUGCAGACAGCAGAGCAGCACGAGGAGGCCCAGCGCUACUAUGAGCUGGCCAUCGAGCACCACAGGAAGGAGCCGCAGCAAGGAUUCGACGUCUCCCGCGCUCACUCCAACCUCGGGGUCACACAUCAAGCACAAGGACGACUCGACGAGGCUGCCAGGAGUUUCGAGGAAGCCCUCGCGCUCUCUCCGAGUAUGAGGAGCGCGUCUUUGAACCUCUGCAACGUCAAGCUGCCGCUGUCAGGGUACGAGGAGGCGAUCAGAUGCUUUGACGCCCUGCUAGCUCGAGAUGGAGAUUUUGACAAGGCUGUCAGCAGCGCGGCAGGAGUUCAUCACCUUGCGCAGAACCUUGAAAAGGCGUCAGAGCUUUACAGGUAA